AUGACGUCUUCUAAUACUAGCAACUCGUUGGAGUCCGACAUUACAGAUCUGCUGCGUGUCCAACCUAUCAACUUUUGCAAAGAUGAUUCCACGUCACCCGACUCCUUUAAAGUUGGUGGCAACCGCUCUCAAAACCGUAAUAUGGGGGUCACGGUCAUAGUCUCCCUGGCUAUACUGGAGGAAGCUUUGAACGGGUUUGAGAAGCACGAGAAAUCUUCCUUGAAAUUUAAGGAACAUUUAUCAAAAUAUCCUGUCGAUUUGGCACUGAUCUUCUUAGACAUCGCCCACGGUACUGAAUUACUCGUUCCAAACAAGGCCUCAAUUCCAAUGAAAGGCCCCGAAUUGAACAAGAUUUCCUUUUCGAAUCUCUGCGACCUAGUUAACAGGGCUGAAGAUCUCGGCCUGGCGCAUCUCUUGGGCCCGUACCUGGAGCAAUUGAUAACCGCACAGUACAAUAAAAACAACCUCCCAGCAUCAAUUGUUGACCUCGCUGCUUGGCUCGCUUGGAAGGUUGGCGCGGGACGUUUUUACGACGAAAUGAUCGACCACCUGGCAUUUAUCUGCGAACUCGACGGGCUAGGCAAUGUCAUAAGACCGGGACCUGACGGGGAUCCGAUCUUUGAACAUACCCUUCAUGACAGCUAUGAAGAUAAUGCCGAAGUACCUGCCAACGUGGCUUUUGUCCGUGAAGAAAGAC
This is a messenger RNA of Colletotrichum acutatum, 697 nucleotides long. RefSeq lists its product as uncharacterized. The transcript is spliced from 2 exons. The annotation marks the transcript as partial. The record is from RefSeq and is a predicted model, not a curated record. Lineage: Eukaryota; Fungi; Ascomycota; Sordariomycetes; Glomerellales; Glomerellaceae.